Pseudo-nitzschia multistriata is the source of this 1597-nucleotide messenger RNA. The record is from the annotation of a GenBank genome assembly. Lineage: Eukaryota; Bacillariophyta; Bacillariophyceae; Bacillariales; Bacillariaceae.
CUCUCGUUGCGGUGCCGUGGAUGGAGUUUCCCUUGCAGAACAAAUUCUUUCAGCAGUGUUAUUUCCAUCGGUGACACUCGAAUCUAAUCGAAUCGGAUUGAACCGGACGCCUCUGCACAAACGAUGAGUUUGCGAAGGAAAACGACGGAAGUUCGAGGCACAUUCCGUGCGCCUAACUUAUCGGUAUCAAAGACGCACCUUUCCUCUCUUCUCGUCCUAGCCGCAUUCAUGCUUUUCCUGGAUUUCGAUUUCUCGACGAACUUCGUUCCGGAAACCGGUCACCAAACGAAUUCCACCGGGAACGCCACGGACGGAGUUCUGCAGAUCACGCGGGGACAGCAACACCACCACGCCUAUCGCACGACAAACUCCACGACCGCGUACCGAUGGAUCGGCGAAAACUGGAUCCCCCCCCCGGGGGUUCCCUACUUUCGAGGGAGCGACCUCCGCCGCUUGUUUCGGGCCGAAAACACGCUCUGGCUUGGGGACUCUACCGCCCGACAGGACUAUCAAACCAUGAACAGCAUUCUGAGCGCCCCGGACCCGGACAACGUCGGGAACUUUGCGGUGAUGCGCAACAUAAAUAAAUACAAAUACUCAAAAAACGAGACCUUCCACUGCCCCGCCCGCCAACCCCCGGUCGGCACCGGCUGCAAAUUCCCGUGCACCGGUGGGCUGGAAUUUCAAGACAUGGGACAGGUACCGGGAACCGAUGCAGGUUGCGACCCCAACCCCCCAGAGAUCGCCUCCGGCACCACCGGGAAUUCCUCGGGCGUCUCCCGCUACGGGAUUGGGAAAUUCGACUUUUCCGCCCAUGUUUGUUUUCAGGGUAUCCCAUGGAUGCUGCGGCAAGACGAUAUCGUCCAUACGAUCGAGAGCAACUACAGCGUCCUGAUCAUUUCCAUGGGAAUAUGGGAAGUCACCCGGGCUUGGGACUGCAGGAUCGAGGGGUUGACCAGCAGUUCCGUCCUGACGGAAGCCCUGGACGCACUAGAGAGGCUCUCCGGGCCGGAGCUCUUCGUCGUCUGGAAGACCCACGGCCCCGUUGCUGGUGAGAAGGAUCUCGGGGCCGAGACGGUGAAGUUGCAGUCCGUCGCCCGCCGGUGGUUUGAGUCGAACCGUCCCGAGCACAUGGACCUCUCCGACUUUGGAGGGGUCGUCCUCGACGGGAACCGGAGCUUUGGGGAGGAACGACUCGUCGGGGAUUUGAAGCCACAUUGGGGAGCCACGGCGAGGACCCUCAGCAUCCAGAUGGCCUCCAACUCCGUGCACUUGAAGCAGCAGCGAAACGGGAUCGGCGGCGAGGGGUGGAACGAGCAAGGGAGAGGGUGACUCCAAGCCAGUUGAUGCCCAAAGAUUUCGUCGGGACUCGGGCGUGUCGAAAACCCUGGGGAGCCAGCCGAAGGGUGCAACGUCACCACGCACCGUACGGCGAGGUCUUAGCUCUCUCGAAAAUUGACCGAACCCACUCCGUCGAAGUCCGACGCAGUCCAGAAAACUCCWCGUUAAAACAUGCGUCUCAAACAAGAAUGCUGUGUUGACGAACAAUUGUGAAGGCCAACAUGGCCACAUUUGUCAAUAAUUUGGCAAUDGGUGG